This is a messenger RNA of Theileria annulata, 669 nucleotides long. RefSeq lists its product as uncharacterized. NCBI's taxonomy places the organism in Eukaryota, Apicomplexa, Aconoidasida, Piroplasmida, Theileriidae. The transcript has 6 exons. The record is from RefSeq and is a predicted model, not a curated record. Bases 1 to 669 code for a protein of 222 amino acids. Gene Ontology annotation, cellular component: membrane. Gene Ontology annotation, biological process: Golgi vesicle transport.
AUGAUUGAAGGAUUAGAUAAAGAUCCUUACGAUGAAGCUGAAAAUAAAGUAAGGAAAAGUAUACGGAAGGCGAUUUUGCUUCAAAGUCAACUUUACGACAAUACUGGGUCUUUGAAAAAUGAUAAUAAUGAGGCUGUGAGGAGUGGUGACGAGUUGGCGUCUGUUUGUAGCUCCAUAGAGAAUGAUAUUGGCGAGUUGCAGAAGGUAAUUCUGGCCAUUCAACAGAAUCCCAAUAAAUAUAAAAUCUCUCAAACUCUCAUCGACUCAAGACAGCAAACCAUUAAUGAGUUUAAAUCCAAGUUAAAUGGAAUCGUUCAACACACAAAUGAAAUGAAGUUUGCCCAAACAAAUUACGCCUCAGAUUAUUCAAAUGUACAAUUACAGCAUCAACAAGAUGUGUUAAAUCAGCAGAAUUAUCAUUUAAAUGAGUUACACGGUUCAGCUCAAACCCUUCACACUCAGGCAAUACAAUUUAAUCAAGAAGUCAAAUCACAAAAUAUAUUGCUGAGAGACGUUGAGGAGCAGAUGACUGAGUCUCAAUUGCAUAUAAAUACACUGACGAGAAAAUUAUCGCGAUUUUUGGACACUGAUAAUCCCUCAAUUAUCAGGCUCAUACUUACGCUAUCAAUUAUAGCAACUAUUCUAGUUAUUGUAUUGAUAGUUUUCUAA